AUGAGUGGUCUGUUGGGCAAUCCGAAAAACAGAGUGCUCCAGCUUGAUGGAUAUUUACUUGACGGCCAGAUUAUUAGCAUUCUCCAGACCCAGCUAACAGAGGCAUUUGCAGAUACCUCCUUGCCAGUGGGCCUUCAGCGUAUAGGGUCUAGACAUGGUAGUGACUUGGUAUUCUUGGUAAAAGUAUUACUUUUCAAAUUUUUUGUGUGGGAUAAGUCAAGUUCCUAUGGAUUGAUUUUGCAGAAUUUGAAACUGUAUGAUGACGGAAAAUCAGGGAAACUGAGCAGGUUGGGCAAACUUACACUUUUAGUGCACCUAUUAGCAUCUCAUCUCAUUGACAAAUUGAUAUCGUACUCUUACUCAGAUGAUGCAAAUGAGCUAGGAGUAACAAAUCCAACGUUGAAUUUUUUACUGAAGAAGUUUACCAAUUACCUCCCAAUUAUGAAAGCCGGUUCCUCUUUUUUUGAGGUUGUCAAUAGGGUCCUAUUUCUUGCAUUGGGAGAUUAUACUACGUUGUAUUAUCGACUAUUCGGCAUAAGGCAUGAAAGUCUGGACACCUCAGCUAUAUCAUUUGCAUCAAAUCCGCAAUCCAUCAAUUAUGAAUUUCAAGAUAGACAGUUGAUCUGGAAUGCUUUCACCGAGUUCAUCACAAAUAUAUCAGAUGUGAAAAUGCCAAAAAUUGUGCAUCGAGCUUGGAAGAGGGCUUUGCACAAAGUGAUGAAGAAGGAGAAAGAAAAAUUUGAGACGGGAAUGGCAAUUGACGGUAUAGGUGUAAAUGAUGAGAAUUCCAAGUCAAUGUUCAGAUUCUUACCGGAGAGAUGUUGUGCAAUAUGUUAUGCAGAUGAUACAAGCCCAGCGAAAGGUGUUGAUGACCAUUUGAUAACAAAUCCCUUUGUCACGAGCUGUGGACAUUUGUAUUGCUAUUAUUGCUUAAUAAGAGUAAUGGAGGAGGCCAGGAAUUCCGAUGACUACGAAGAUGAUGACGGUGAUGAUGAUUUAGUGAAAGAAGAGGGUGGUAUAGAAGAAGGUACGAAAUGGCGAUGUUUACGAUGUAAUCAGAAGGUUAGCUGGUCCAAGAUAUACUCAGAAAAGAUGGAAGAGCUUGAGUCUAGUGUGGAAAGUUACUUUGCAUCGUCUGCGUAUGCUAACCUUUCUUUUUCCCCUAAUGUCACUGAUGAGGGUGAGGAGGACGAAGAAGAGAAUCUGUCCUCAUCAUCAGACUCCGAUUCAGAAUCUCUAGACGAAAUGGGUUCAGAAUCUGAGAGUGAUGGGAGUGAUGGGAGUGACACAGAGUCUGCUUACGAAUAUGACGCAGACGAAAUGAUGUAA
Molecule: messenger RNA, 1329 nt
Organism: Pichia membranifaciens NRRL Y-2026
Lineage: Eukaryota; Fungi; Ascomycota; Pichiomycetes; Pichiales; Pichiaceae
Exons: 1
Coding region: 1-1329 (442 amino acids)
Biological process (GO): protein import into peroxisome matrix
Cellular component (GO): peroxisomal membrane
Molecular function (GO): zinc ion binding
Source: RefSeq, a predicted model, not a curated record